Messenger RNA from Protopterus annectens (West African lungfish), 3172 nucleotides. RefSeq names its product nuclear cap binding subunit 3 (gene NCBP3). The transcript is spliced from 13 exons. Gene Ontology annotation, molecular function: mRNA binding; RNA 7-methylguanosine cap binding. The record is from RefSeq and is a predicted model, not a curated record. NCBI's taxonomy places the organism in Eukaryota, Metazoa, Chordata, Ceratodontiformes, Protopteridae. Gene Ontology annotation, cellular component: nucleus; cytosol. The coding region runs from base 498 to 2456 and encodes 652 amino acids.
GACUCUGAGGCGUGCUUUUGUUUGUUGAACUAAAUAUGGGCGGAGAUUACUGUUGCGCGUCGUAGGGUGAUAAUAGUUGCAUACAGUUUACGUGGUAUUAUAUGUUCUGUGCUCAGUAAAUUAAAUUUAAAAAAAACUGUUUAAGCUAGAAAGUCUUUUUAAGAGAGACAUUCAUUUAAAAAUAUCCUGUUUUCGAAGAGAAACCACGACAAAAGGACCGUGACACUAUUUGCACUAGAGGUCACCCGAGCACAGCAUCGUGGAAACAGAAAGCUCCAAACUACAAUUUUGGAGUUAUAUAGUGUUAUAAUGUAAUCGUUUCCAGACACAAGGAAGGACCAGACAGCAAAUGCAUUCUGUCACCAGGCAGCAGCCGUGUGCCCCUGUGGCAGCCAGCGUAGGAUGGCGUAACAUAGAUUUGUUAGUUUAUCUGGGUGCUGAACAAUUUUCUUUUAACUUUUAGUCGUCAGCAUUGGAGGACACUACUUGGAGGACUGAUGGCGGCUGUUCGGAGUUUACGAGUGUCUGUCGAGUCGGAUACCGGUUUGUUGUCCCCCAGUUCAGGUUCUGAAGGCGAACCGGAAGCGGAACCUGAGCCCAUGGAGGUGGAAGAGGGUGAACUCGAACCUUUCCCGGUCCAAAGAAGCUUCAGGCAGUUUAAUCCGGACACUAGCAGACGCUAUGAAAACAAAGCAGGGACCUUCAUUACUGGGAUUGAUGUUACAUCAAAGGAAGCAGUGGAAAAGAAAGAGCAGAGAGCAAAACGCUUUCACUUCCGUGCUGAAGUAAAUCUUGCACAAAGGAAUGUUGUACUGGACAAAGAAUUAUUAAAAAAAGCAAUUCCCAAAAUCCGCUUAGAAGCACUUCAUGUUUGUGGUGUGGAUGAAAUGAGCACGCAGGAUUUAUUUGAAUAUUUUAAGGAGUACCCACCUGCUCAUAUCGAGUGGUUAGAUGACAACUCAUGUAACGUGGUAUGGUUGGAUGAGGCCACAGCUAUGCGUGCUCUUCUAAAUAUGAGUCAGAUGCCUGAGGCUGAGAAAGCCUCUAAUGAAGAGAACCAUGAAAAGCAAACUACUCAAGUACAAAAAGACAAACAAGAUGUGAAUUCAGCAGAAUCUGCAGAAGAUUCAACUGAGGAAGGAGAAGUGGAAGAUAAAGACAGUGAAGAAGAACAUGAAAAGAAGAAUGAUAAUUUGCCUGAUGCCUUGUCCCAAGCAGAGCAGAACUCUGUGCUUCAAAAUGAGCCAAGACGUUGCUUAAAACCUGCAAAAGGGGGCGAUCUUUAUCUUAGGUUUGCCACUAAAGAUGACAAAAAGGCAUUGGGAGCGGCAAGACGAAGUCUGUACUACAUGAAGUACGGAAACCCAAACUAUGGCGGCAUGAAAGGAAUACUCAGCAGUUCCUGGAAGCGGCGGUUUCAUUCACGUCGACUGCACCGUGAUGUGAUAAAGAAAAGGAACUUCAUCAGUGAGGUUGGCUUAACAUCUCCCUACAAACAUAGACAUGCAGGUAAGAUUCUUCACCCACUUAGUCAAAAACGCUUGGUUAUUAAAGAACAGUUUGUCCGAGCAGCCAGGAUGACUAUUAAGGAUUGUGAUUUUCAAGUCGAAUGCGACCUUGUUAUUAAAAUGUUUACAAUGAGAGGUUACCCUGAACCACUAGUACAAGAUUUAUUAGUUGAAGUUACACAGAAACGUGUAGUAGGAAUUUACAAAUCAAUCCUACGCUUACCAGAAAAUGUUGCAACUAAAAUAGAUUCACAUAGUGAAAAUAGUGGUAAUGUUAGAAACUCUAUGAGAGCAGAUACUGUAGCAGCCAGUAAUAUUAAGGAUCGAAUUGGAAGCAAAACAGAGAAAGUUGAAGACGUACGGCUUCUGCUGGAGGAGAAACGUCAGACUUCAGGUCUCCAGCAUGCUGGUGGCAGUACAAAAACAGAUGUACGACAGAGGUUGGGGAAGAGACCACAUACUCCUGAAAAAAAACAUGCACAUACUCCUGAGAGAAAACGUUCACAUACUCCUAAAAGAAAGCGGACUCAUUCCUCAGAGCGUAAAAGGACACAUUCAUCAGAGAGAAAAAGAUCACGUUCAUCUAGCAGAAAAUCCAAAAGUAAAGUGUCUGUUAUUCACCAUGAGACUGUAUCAGAUAUUCAUAGCAGACUAGGAAAUAAUAAGCAAGAUGUCAGAGGUCUGUAUUCUGACAGCAGAGACAGGAAAUCAGGAAAUUUAUGGAAACGUUUGGGGAAAGCAUCAAAACAAAAAGAGAAGUUCUUUGGUAAAGCAGAAGGUUCAGAUUCCUCUCAAGAAGAUGAUGAUACAGCACUUCAAAAGGCUUGGGGUGCCAUGAUUAAGAAAAAGGAACUGUCAAGACAGAAAAAAAGUCGAUUAGAUAACUUGCCUUCUCUACAAAUUGAAAUAAGUCGGGGCAGCAGUUCUGGGACAGACAGCGAGUCAUGAUCUGGCGAACUUUAUGAGGCUAUAUGCAGACUGUGAACUUUGACCCUGUGGCAUGGCAGUGUGAGCUAAUCCUUUCAGAAACUGUUGAGGUUUCUGGAGUAAGUUCUUCACAGCAGCAUUUCCAUCAUUCAUAACAUUCUGUUAAAGAUGUUACAUGAUGUCUUCACAGUUUCAAAUCUUUGUCUACUUUUGCACAGUGAAGUUAGAAUUUUGCCUUCCUGAAACUGGAAGAAGGUUUUGCUGUUUCAUAUUCUUUCAUUAAUUGAAGCUAUUUGUUCUGCUUUCUUAAAUAAACAUGAGGGAUAUGUACAGCCAAAGUAACUUGGCAUAAUUCAGAAGGAUGCUUAAAACGUUUUUAUGCAUCAUGACCAGUACAGUUUCCAAAUCACACGGUUUUAGCAACCAUUCCUGAAGAAUCCGCUGAAUAUAGAGUUGAGCUCGACAUGUUGCACUCAUUGGUUGUAUAUAAGAAAAUAUGAAAGCUUUAACCAGUGAGGUACAUUGCUGCAGGGUUUUCAGUAGAACUGUGCAGAUUGUUUUGUCGCGUUAAUGCAUUCACUUAUAAAUGUUUUUUAUUUACAUUAUUGACUGUUGUGUAACAAUGUAAAGAACAAAGCUUAAUUUUUAUAAUGUAAAUUUUAUGGAUAAUAACAUUGGCAUGGUGUACUUGUUGUUCGUGUGCUGUUAAUACAGUACAUAUAGGAAAGAAAAAAGUA